AUGACCUGCAUGUGGCAGCGCGGUGCGGUGGCGGUGCCGCGGGCUCUGGCUGCCACUGGCCGGCCCUGCGUCCCCUGCCGCCCCUGCUCCAGGCCGCCGGCGGAGCCCCCGCAGGACCUGGCGGUGCCCAACAGCAGCUGGAGCGAGCCCAUGCGGCGCCACUACCAGCGCCUGCUCGCCAUGACCGCCGACGGCGCCUGGCUGCGGCUGCCCUCCUACCGCCGCGGCAUCCAGCACCUGCCCAAGGGUGUCCCCAGGGCCCCCCGCGGCCAGCUGCCGGGGGACACGCGGCUCUUCCUGCGCGCCAUCGAGGCCGCGGGAGCUGGCUUCGAGUUCGCCAUGUUCCUGAAUGCCACCGAGCGCCGCCUGCUCUGCCUGCUCCAGCCAGGGCCCUACCUGGAGGGGUACCCCGGCCUGAUCCACGGCGGUGCCAUCGCCACCAUCGUCGAUGCCACGCUGGGCAUCUGCGCCCUGGCAGAGGCCGGCAAGGUGGUGACAGCCAACCUGAACAUUGACUACCUGGUUCCUGUCCCGCUGGGCACUGUGCUGCUGGUGGAGGGACACACAGAGAGGACCGAGGGACGGAAGCUCUUCGUCGGGGGCCACGUCCGCAGCGCUGAUGGGGACACAGUGCAUGCCCGGGCCACUGGUGAGGAUGGGGACCCCUUUGGGGACACUUUGGAGAGGGACACACCCAGCCUGACCCUCACCCAUCUCUUCCAGGUAUCUUCAUCCAGCCAGACCCCACCAAGAACCAGCUGCCAGAGUACAGCAGCCAGUAGCCAUCACCAUCGCCACCUCUGUCCCGUGUCCCCUCUGCUCACCCCUGCGUCCCCUCUGGUCACCCCGGUGUCCUUCUUAUCUAUCCCUUCCGGUGACCCCCAAGUCUCCUUGGGCCCUGGUCCCCCCCGUGUCACUCUGUACCCGCCAAUUACCCUUGGGUCACGCCGCUGCCGUGCCCGGGGGCGGUGCCACGGGAGUGGGCGGGCUGUGAUUGGUGGAUGGAGCCGGGUGGGCGGGCCUGUAGAGGUGGGCCGACUAUGA
Messenger RNA from Dryobates pubescens (Downy woodpecker), 1044 nucleotides. Its product is annotated as acyl-coenzyme A thioesterase THEM4. The transcript is spliced from 4 exons. The coding region runs from base 1 to 1044 and encodes 347 amino acids. The record is from RefSeq and is a predicted model, not a curated record. NCBI's taxonomy places the organism in Eukaryota, Metazoa, Chordata, Aves, Piciformes, Picidae.